Messenger RNA from Lutra lutra (Eurasian river otter), 1266 nucleotides. RefSeq names its product high mobility group box 1 (gene HMGB1). NCBI's taxonomy places the organism in Eukaryota, Metazoa, Chordata, Mammalia, Carnivora, Mustelidae. Gene Ontology annotation, cellular component: nucleus. Gene Ontology annotation, biological process: regulation of transcription by RNA polymerase II. Bases 156 to 803 code for a protein of 215 amino acids. The transcript has 5 exons. The record is from RefSeq and is a predicted model, not a curated record. Gene Ontology annotation, molecular function: DNA binding, bending.
UAAUGUUACAGAGCGGAGAGAGUGAGGAGGCUGCGUCUGGCUCCCGCUCUCACAGCCAUUGCAGUACAUUGAGCUCCAUAGAGACAGCGCCGGGGCAAGUGAGAGCCAGACGGGCACUGGGCGACUCUGUGCCUCGCUGAGGAAAAUAAUUAAACAUGGGCAAAGGAGAUCCUAAGAAGCCGAGAGGCAAAAUGUCAUCAUAUGCAUUCUUUGUGCAAACUUGCCGAGAGGAGCACAAGAAGAAGCACCCAGAUGCUUCAGUCAACUUCUCAGAGUUUUCUAAGAAGUGCUCAGAAAGGUGGAAGACCAUGUCUGCUAAAGAGAAAGGAAAAUUUGAAGACAUGGCAAAGGCUGACAAGGCCCGUUAUGAAAGAGAAAUGAAAACUUAUAUUCCCCCUAAAGGGGAAACAAAAAAGAAGUUCAAGGAUCCCAAUGCACCCAAGAGGCCUCCUUCGGCCUUUUUCUUGUUUUGUUCUGAGUAUCGCCCAAAAAUCAAAGGAGAACAUCCAGGCCUAUCCAUUGGUGAUGUUGCAAAGAAACUGGGAGAAAUGUGGAAUAACACUGCUGCAGAUGACAAGCAGCCUUAUGAAAAGAAGGCUGCUAAGCUGAAGGAAAAAUAUGAAAAGGAUAUUGCUGCAUACCGAGCUAAAGGAAAGCCUGAUGCGGCAAAAAAGGGAGUUGUCAAGGCUGAAAAGAGCAAGAAAAAGAAGGAAGAGGAGGAGGAUGAGGAAGAUGAAGAGGAUGAGGAGGAGGAGGAAGAUGAAGAAGAUGAAGAUGAAGAAGAAGAUGAUGAUGAUGAAUAAGUUGGUUCUAGCGCAGUUUUUUUUUUCUUGUCUAUAAAGCAUUUAACCCCCCUGUACACAACUCACUCCUUUUAAAGAAAAAAAUUGAAAUGUAAGGCUGUGUAAGAUUUGUUUUUAAACUGUACAGUGUCUUUUUUUGUAUAGUUAACACACUACCGAAUGUGUCUUUAGAUAGCCCUGUCCUGGUGGUAUUUUCAAUAGCCACUAACCUUGCCUGGUACAGUAUGGGGGUUGUAAAUUGGCAUGGAAACUUAAAGCAGGUUCUUGUUGGUGCACAGCACAAAUUAGUUAUAUAUGGGGAUGGUAGUUUUUCAUCUUCAGUUGUCUCUGAUGCAGCUUCUACGAAAUAAUUGUUGUUCUGUUAACUGAAUACCACUCUGUAAUUGCAAAAAAAAAAAAAAGUUGCAGCUGUUUUGUUGACAUUCUGAAUGCUUCUAAGUAAAUACAAUUUUUUUUAUUAGUA